GUUUAUAAAAAAGCAGCAAGCCAGCAGCAGAAGCAGAAGAAAAAGAAGAGAAAUUGAAAUGGAAGCAGAAACCUCAUUUUUGAAAAACAGAUACUGGGUUUUGAGGCAUGGCAAAAGCAUUCCAAACGAGCGAGGUCUCAUCGUUUCUUCUCUGGAAAACGGCAUUCUUACUGAAUACCAAUUAGCCCCUGAUGGCAUCAAUCAAGCACAGUUAGCUGGAGAAUUGUUUCUCAAGGAACUGAAGGAAAGGAACAUACCUCUUGAACAUGUCUGCAUCUGCUACUCCCCUUUUGCAAGAACAAGUCACACUGCUGAAGUGGUUGCAUCUGUUCUGAACAUACCAUUUGAAGGCCCUCAAUGUAAGGUGAUUGAAGAUCUUCGAGAACGUUACUUUGGUCCUCUUUUUGAACUAAUGUCACAUGAAAAGUAUCCAGAAAUAUGGGAACUCGAUGAGAAAGAUCCAUUCAUGCAACCAGAUGCUGGAGAAAGUGCUAAUGAUGUUGCUACUAGACUUGCAAAUGCCAUGGCAAAUAUGGAGUCAGAAUUUCAAGGCUGUGCAGUACUGAUUGUCAGCCAUGGUGAUCCCUUGCAAAUCUUGCAAACAAUACUAGAUGCAGCUAAGCAGCACAGAGGAUCUACUUGUAAUAACUUGGCAUCUAUAAUUCAAGCAGUCAAAGUCCCUUCUAUCUUGUCUCAGCACCGGAAGUUUGCCUUGCUUACUGGAGAGCUUCGGCUGGUGAUAUAGAUCCAGGAAUUUGUUUAUGUACUGGCGGAAUUGGUAAAGUACUUCUCAGUUGGAUGAUGAGCGUCAUAUCAAUAAUCUAUGCCUUCAGUCCAGGAAUAGACCUUAUGGUGUCGGCACAGCAUUUAUUAUUUUUCCUUAGAAAAUUUUCAUUUCCUUGUAAUAGAUUUUUGCAUCAGUCAGACUAGAAAAUUUAAACCAAUUUGUUGAGGUUGGAUUAUGAUAUUUAACUAUCGAUAUAAUCCAGAAAUUAUCGAUAUAUUUAACUCUC
Molecule: messenger RNA, 1013 nt
Organism: Ricinus communis (castor bean)
Lineage: Eukaryota; Viridiplantae; Streptophyta; Magnoliopsida; Malpighiales; Euphorbiaceae
Exons: 6
Coding region: 59-745 (228 amino acids)
Source: RefSeq, a predicted model, not a curated record